AUGAAAACUCUUGGUGAUUGUCAUAAAAUAAAUUAGAUCUGUGAAUUUCUCAAAAGAUGGUAAUUUUCUUGCUUUAGCGGUUUUUAUCAGUAAUUGGAAUUUGGAUAUUUGAUGGGUAUAUUUAUAAAUUGGUUCAAUUAAUUAAAGGACAUGAAUGAGAAAUAUAUAAUGAAAUUUAGAUUAAAGAAAUAGCAUAGAGUUAAGAUUCUAUAUACUUAGCUUUUGUGGAAGAUUUAAAUCAAUUUGGAUAUAGGAUCAUGA
Paramecium sonneborni is the source of this 261-nucleotide messenger RNA. NCBI's taxonomy places the organism in Eukaryota, Ciliophora, Oligohymenophorea, Peniculida, Parameciidae. The record is from the annotation of a GenBank genome assembly.